UUUAGCGAUUCUAACACGAUACGAUAUUACAGAAAACAAGUUAGUUUUCUCACAUCUCGAAAAAUAUAUUUGUAAUGAUGUACUUCUUUGUUCACGAAAUUCAUGCUUAUGUUGGGUUAUCGCGCCAGCACGCAAUUGACUCCCAUGGUCUCCUCGAAGGAAAAACUCAAGCUUGCCCCCCAGAGUGCACCGCGUAGUCCAUUGAGGAUGCAGGGGAAAUGCCCGCACAGUGUGGCGUUGAUAGGAUUCCCAUCUCCUCUAACGGAUCUCUGCCAGUGGACGCGUAUUCGGGAAUUCAUCGGUAGCUGCGUUGUAAUUCACGUCCCUAUAUUAUGAUCGUUUAGCUAGCUAGUAAUCGGUAUUUACCGUUCGCUUUUAAAAGCUCCUUCGGUGAAGAAAAAAAUAUAUAUAUUUUGUCAUUAUGGAUGUUUGGAGAACGUUUCGCCCGUCCCACAACCUGUUUUGGUCCGCUUUCGUGGCGUAAAACUUGUUCGUGUUAUUGUAGCCAGCUCCGAAAGGUUCGGUGGCUUUCCCAGACAAAUCUCAGCCUUUCCUUUUGACUCUUGGACGGCAGGAGUGGAGCAGUUUAUUCCUGGGACUCGGCCUAGUCUAGUAACGUAUCUCACCAAUCUCCAAGUCCUCCAAAAUGUCGAUUUUAGGAUUAAAAAAGAAACAACCAAAGACUUUUAAGGUCAAAGUCAUCACUAUGGAUGCUGAAAUGGAGUUCAGUUGUGAGGUGAAAUGGAAAGGGAAGGAUCUGUUUGAUCUGGUGUGUCGGACAGUGGGUCUGAGGGAAACCUGGUUCUUUGGGCUCCGGUACACAGUGAAGGACACCUGUGCAUGGCUGAAGACAGAGAAACGGGUCUUGGAUCAAGAGGUCCCUAAAGACUCACCGAUAACAUUUCACUUCCUGGCCAAGUUCUUCCCAGAGAAGGUAGAAGAGGAGCUGGUGCAGGAAAUCACACAACACCUCUUCUUUCUGCAGGUGAAAAAGCAAAUAUUAGACGAGGAAAUUUUCUGUUCUCCCGAAGCCUCUGUCCUGUUGGCGUCGUACGCUGUUCAAGCCAAGUAUGGGGACUAUGAACCAAACUUUCACAAGCCGGGGUUCUUAGCCCAGGAUGAGCUCCUACCUAAAAGAGUAUUGAUGCAGUACCAGAUGACUGCAGACAUGUGGGGGAAGAUCACAGCCUGGGCAGAGCACAGAGGCAUCGCCAGGGAUGAGGCUGAGAUGGACUACCUGAAGAUAGCUCAGGACCUGGACAUGUAUGGAGUCAGCUACUUUGCCAUCACUCAAAAUAAACGAGACACAGACCUGCUACUGGGUGUCGAUGCCCAGGGCCUUCAUAUUUACAGCCCCAACAGCAAACUGAACCCCAACAAGUCUUUCCCCUGGAGCGGCAUCCGUAACAUCUCCUACAGCGAGAAGGAGUUCACAAUAAAACCUCUGGACAAGAAGAAGGAUGUUUUCAAAUUCUACUCCUCCCAACUGAGAGUCAACAAACUGAUCCUGCAGCUGUGCAUUGGGAACCAUGACCUGUUCAUGAGGAGGAGGAAGGUGGACUCCAUCGAGGUUCAGCAGAUGAAGUCUCAGGCCAAGGAGGAGAAGGCUCGCAAGAAGGUGGAGCGUCAGAUCCUUGCACGGGAGAAGCAAAUGAGGGAGGAGGCAGAGCGAGCGAAGGAGGAGAUGGAGAGACGGCUGUUCCAGCUGCAGGACGAGGCACGGCUGGCCAAUGAGGCGCUGUUGCGUUCAGAGGAGACCGCAGAUCUGCUGGCGGAGAAGGCCCAGAUCGCCGAGGAGGAAGCCAAGCUGUUGGCCCACAAGGCUGCCGAGGCGGAGCAGGAGAGACAGAGGAUAGAGGCUACCGCCCUCAAGACCAAGGAGGAGAAGAGACUGAUGGAGCAGAAGAUGAGAGAGGCAGAGCAGCUGGCCGUCAAACUGGUGGAGCAGUCAGAGAGGAGGUCGAAGGAGGCGGACCAUCUGAAGCAGGACCUUACAGAGGCCAAGGAUGCUGAGAGGAGAGCCAAGCAGAAACUCCUGGAGAUCACCAAGACAUCUUAUCCGCUCAUAGCGGCCUACUCCACCCCCCCUCCUCCCCCAGAGGGAGGAGACCUAGCUCUGGGAUCCGGAUCAAUGCGCAUCGACUUUAAAGAUUCUGAUAUGAAGAGACUGUCAAUGGAGAUAGAGAGGGAGAGACUAGAGUACGUGGAGAAGAGUAAACACCUGCAGGACCAGCUGAAGGAGCUGAAGUCUGAGAUUGAGUCUCUGAAGUUGGAGGAGCAGCAGCAGCAGGCUGGGGUCUACAGUCUCCGCAACGAGGCCCGCGGCUACCCCCCUGAACCACCCUACAUGCCCCAUAGUAAUAGAAACUCUGCCUACAUGGCUCAGAUGGCUUUUUUUGAGGAAGUGUGAUCCAACUGCCAUUGGAUGAAACAGGGGGUAGGCUAAAUGCCAUUGGAAGACACGCAGGGAGGCGGGACAUUGGUUGUGACUCUUGUUCCUUAAUACCAAGAUAUGUCUACUUCAUCUAUCUAUGUUUUGUGCCUGACAAAAGGAGCCCACUGACACACACACACACACUCCCAGUGACACUCCAGAAAGGACUGUGCUUUGAAAAGAUUUGUAUUCCUCAGAUGACACACACCACAACUCUACAAGUUCUCCGUUCUGUUUUAUUUGAUGCAGCCCUAGUCACACUGCCUGUGGGUGUAUAUUAUCACAGACGGUGCUGUGUGCAUGUUCUGUGGAUGUAUUUUACUUCAAUGUUUGGUUUUUAAAGGGAUGCCUGGUAGUGUGUGAUAGAGAUUUGACUGAGGUAGUUUAUCCUAUAUGACUGACUCUACACUACAGUGUGCCUUUAGGAGAAUAUACUCUCGCAGCGACCAGGAUCAUGUCUGUCAAGCUACCAGGCUUCAGGUGUGAUACCUUGCCUUCGCUGAAUAAUGUCUUACUUUACUGAGUCGUUUUGUUGUAGCAUGGUCGAACUGAUCGUCUCCAGAGCAACAUGUGUCCUGCAUCACAUUAUGCCUCCUAACCAUUGUCAAUUCAAACUGUCAUUUCAACGGUUUUUAUGUUUUUAGUAUUUUAGACUGUUGACGUGCCUUUAACUUUGCUUUUUAAAGCGUUUUCUUCACGUUACGAAUAUUAAAUAUGCAAUCCCUUGUUCACUAGUUCCUGUUAUGGAGCAUCCCAAAAGGCACCCUACUCCCUAUUUAGUGCACUGCCUUUGACCAGUGCCCUAUUUAGUUCAUUUAUGGUGACAUUUGGGACAAUGACCUGCCUGGAUUGUCAAACACCUCUGGGGUGGGUUUAGCUCCAACACCUCUGGGGUGGGUUUAGCAGGCAGACAAGCCCACUUCUCUUCUGAUUUCUACGACAUCUUGUUAGUGCUUAGCUCAGAGGAAGGUUCUAUCUAGAAAAGUAGGGAAGACAUUAUGUAUAUGGAGGAGGAGAAGAGGGAGAGAGAAGGUGGUUUGUGCUUGUGAAGGAAGUAGAUUUUAGAUGUAAUAACUCAUGGUUAAGGGUUGAGGUCAAUUCCAUUUCACAGAAAUGAUCUGAAAAUAACAGACUAUAAUAAGAUUAUAAUGCCUAAAUGGUCUGGACCCAACCUUUGCUGUGUUUUUUGAAUGGGAACCAUGUCUUAAAUGGUCAGAUAUCCUAACUAACAGAACACUGCUUGGCAGAUUAUGCAAAAUUUUCAAGGUUGGGGUUUGGUUUGGCAUUUUGUGGGUGCAGACGCCUGCACGUACAGAGACACACAGCCAUGUAUUCAAACCAUGUGUCAAUAUCACAUUUAAACCCUACAUUUAUUAUUCAUUUUUAUUGUAACAUAAAUAAAUUAUUGUUAGAUCUGUUUUACAGAAGUUUCCUCUAACCGAUGUCAGGUUUGAAUCUAAAUGGAGUUGUUUUGGAUGUCAGGAUAUCACACACGCGCUCUCAGCAUAACUGUUGUGUACAUGUGUUUUUCAUUUCUGAUGGUUAUACCUAUGUAUGUGUGUAGAAUAGUGUUGUUGGGUUUUAUAGUGUUAACUCCGUUUGUUGUUUAUCUUACUGUUGUUGACCUUUUCCAUCCUCUCCCCCGUAUCCUCCUUUCCCUCUCUCGCACUCCUCCUCUUUCAUGUGUUCAUCGGCUUUAAAGGGCUUAAGUGUCACGUCAGUUUGUUUUUAACUGUUUGUUUUAAUAGAUGACCUCAGAACUGUUUCAUAUCUAUAGGUUUACUGUAAUCACCCAUAUCUGUCCCAAGUGGCACCCUAUUCCCUAUAUAAUGCACUACGUUUGACCCGGGCCAGCAUCAGGCUCGGGUCAAAAGUAGUGCUCUAUACAAGGGGGAGUAGAGCGCCAUUUGGGACACAGACACUAUAUGGCUGUCUCGCAACACUCUGUCGUUGCCUCCUUUCCUUUUUAGAGCGCGUCAAGUAACCUUGCGGUUAGUUAGGCCAGUAACCGGCCGAAGAGGUCGCUGAUUCGAGUACCUGAGCCGACAAGGUGAAACAUUUGUCGAUGUGCCCUUGAGCUCCAGGGGUGCCGUACUACUAUGGCUGACCUUGUAAAACACUACACUGGACUGUGUUUUUCUUCUUCACAACCUUGAUUCCGUUCCUUCAUUGCCGCUCGUCAAUUUAUAGAGGUGUAGAGGUUUCCUCCGUGUAGAGGUUUCCUCCGUGUAGAGGUUUCCUCCGUGUAGAGGUUUCCUCCGUGUAGAGGUUUCCUCCGUGUAGAGGUUUCCUCCGUGUAGAGGUUUCCUCCGUGUUGCGGUCACCUAUCAUGCCCUGCCAGAUCAGUGGCCAUAGAGGAAAGGACACAAGGGAAGGAAGCUAGUUAACACUAUUAAGACAUAGCCAGGUAGGGACAUGCCAAACAAAAGCGAGUCACAAUGUCUGAUUUCCGAGAUGAAGUGUUUUGAGUGCUGUUUUUUUUUGUCAUAAGAGAAUCAAUGCUGUCAAAGGGCUUGGCUGUUGCUUAUUAAAACAAAUAUACAUUAGCA
This is a messenger RNA of Oncorhynchus masou masou (cherry salmon), 4983 nucleotides long. It is a transcript of the gene nf2b, whose product is annotated as NF2, moesin-ezrin-radixin like (MERLIN) tumor suppressor b. Gene Ontology annotation, cellular component: cytoskeleton; filopodium; adherens junction. Gene Ontology annotation, molecular function: actin binding; integrin binding. The record is from RefSeq and is a predicted model, not a curated record. NCBI's taxonomy places the organism in Eukaryota, Metazoa, Chordata, Actinopteri, Salmoniformes, Salmonidae. Gene Ontology annotation, biological process: regulation of cell shape; negative regulation of cell population proliferation; positive regulation of early endosome to late endosome transport.